Messenger RNA from Cuscuta epithymum, 3369 nucleotides. NCBI's taxonomy places the organism in Eukaryota, Viridiplantae, Streptophyta, Magnoliopsida, Solanales, Convolvulaceae. The record is from the annotation of a GenBank genome assembly.
CCAUGCUUCCUUUUUCCUGGGCAUAGUCCUUUAAGCUUACAGCUCAAAUUUUUCUGAAAUUGCUGGUAUACGGCUAUCCAUAAUCAGAUUUACAUAUAAAAUAUUUCCCUUAUAUUGAAAUAUCAUGAUUUCUAGGUCCAUAAGUUCGAUGAGCACAGAAGUAGUUCUGAUUUUCAGUCUAUGUGCUUCGUACCUCUAAACAUUAGCCACUCACAUUCCACCAAAAUUCUUUAAGCAAUCACAAUUCUUUUCUUAUGAUUUGUUUUGUUAAAAUUUUAUAUGCUAAAUGUGAGAUGGUUCCUAUUAGGGAAAUUUACCCACAUAUUACCAAAACUCGAUACAAUUCUUAAACUAUGACCUGACAUGUUUUUAGUCGGUCCAAUGACAAAAAAAUGGAAAAAAAAACGGCCAGGUUUAUUCGGUAUUAUUAAAGUACGAAAAUACCCCCCAAAAAGGAAACAAAACGUGCAUUGAGGAUCUACGAGAAGCCAUCGGGCAGAGCAAAAAUUCGGCUGAGCGGUUUUUUUCAGAGUUCAAAUUAUGGAAGGAGUUAAAUGCUAAAACUACCUUCAGUUAAUGAGAGCGAUGAAGGAGAAUUGGUAGAAACGACAUCCGGAACUCAUAAGCUGCAGAGAGGAAGAAGGAAGACGAACGAUGGUGAAGAAAAAAGGGAACUCUCGACGAAACAGCGAUGAAUUGGACUACGAAAUCGUCAAAAUCAACGGCGUGGCAUAUAAGCGCUACUGUAAUGCUGAAGUUCUGGAGACAAGAGACGACAUGAGAGUUAGUAGUUUCUGCAAUCCAGUGAAGGCUGUUGAAAGUAUUAAGAGUGUAUUGACUGAAGAAGAAGUGAAACUGUUUAGGGAGACCGUAUUUGGAUACAUGUUAGAUGUAGGAAAUCUGAAAUGGUUAAAUGCACAACUGAUAUCCAUGCUGAUAGGAAAUCAUGUCGCACCUGUGGAAGAGAUGACUGUUAUGAAUGAAAUUCAGUUUCAAAUUGGAGAAAGAGUAGUAGGAAUGAAGAAAAAAGACCUAGCCUUGAUAACAGGAUUUGAGUUUGGGAGGAACAUACCAGCUAUGAGUACUCGUUGCGACGGGGAACUGUGGAGGAGGCACUUUAGUGGAAAGACAAGUCUUGACCGGGGAGACCUACGGCAAGCAUUUGAAUCCAUUAAUAAUAGAAGAGAAGACAUGCAACCAUUUGAUGCGGUGAAGUUAGCAUUGUUGCAUGUUCUUGGCAACUACAUACUAGGUAACCAGAAAUCACUCAAAGUGCCUACAACUUACAUCAACCUGGUAGAUGACCUUGAUGCAUUCAAUAAGUUUCCAUGGGGUGAUAUCGUGUGGUCUGAUUUGGUUGAUAAGGUUCCGAAGUGUGCAGCAAUAUUGGGGGAGGGAAAGAGCACUAGGGUGACAUUCCCUGGAUAUGUAUUUGCCCUACAAAUAUGGGGUUUUGAGACUUUUCCUGAACUGAACAGAGCGAGAGUGUGCUUGAAAAGGCCCGAAACUUACUGGCCAAGGACAUUGAAUUGGUCUGUCACGUCAAAGCCAUCAUCUGUGGUUCUUGCAGAGAUUAUUUUCAAUAAUCCAGAGUUUCAAUGGGAAGAGAUGAAACCAACAGAGGAGGAGUUAGAAGAGACAUGUGUUGCACAUGCUUUGGAGAAAAUAAGCAGUGAAGAAGCUUCUUCACAGCCAGUCAAGAAAGCAAGACGAAAGGCUACAAAUGGUAGUUGUAAAGUUCGGAAGGGGAGAGUAAAGAGUAGAAAAAACAAAAAGGAUGAUGUUGAUGAAAAUGAAGACCCAUCUGGUGAAGAUAGCGAAGGGAACAAAAUAAGACAAAGGGGAAUCAAGAAUAUUUUAAGAGAAGUGAGAGCACAGGGUGAAAGAAUUGAGAAACUUGAGAGGGCAGUUACCAAACUCUGUGAAUUGCAAGUGAAGCAUGCAAGCAUGAUUAAAAAGCUGUUGGUGAAUGCAAAAAAUGGAAAGGUUGCUAUAAGCAGAAGGUUUCCCUUGAUCAGGAAAAGAAAAGAAGUCAGAGAUGUGGACAUUCCAUCAUUUGAACUUGCACCAGAGUUCAACAAUGGAAGUGAAGACGAUGAAGAACAGAAAAGUGAAGAGCUACAUGAAGCGGAGCACGAGAAGAGUAAUGACAAAGCUGAAGAGAGCAAAGAUAGAAAUGGAACAAAGGAUGAAAUGGCAGCAUCUGAAGUGCAGACAGACUGGGGAGAUGGAUUUGAAGAACCAAUCAAUACCCAAGCAUUGGUUAAUGCAGUGGAUGAAAUAUUGGAAAAUAUGACUGUUAAUAACAAAGUUAACAAUACAUCAGAAAGAACUGAAGCCGUGGAUGCAGCGAACAUUGAGGUUCCAGUCGUUCAGAACUCUGAAGAUAUCCAGAAGAAUGGGGUAGAAAGUGCUGAAGCAGAGAGAGUCGAAGUGGUGAUGACUGAGCAACCAAAUGGUGAGAAAUGUGAUGAUCUCCAAAAGAAGGAUGGGGUUGAGAUGAAUGACGGUGCAUUUGAAGACGUUGAGAAAAGGCCAAGGAGAGAUACUAAAGCACCAAACAGGUUGUCUUUGUCAGGACCCGGAAACGGGAAAAGAAGGAAGAAGGAUGCCGCAAAACAUGAGCUAAAAAAGGUAGUAGUGAGAGGACCUCUGACAUUAGACCCAAAACAGCAGCCAAGUGAUAAGUUACAAGAAAUUAUAAUUGAUUUCAUGUAUGCGGGGCUACUAAGAAAUCACGAAAAGUCUGGCGUGAAGAAGUAUAAUGCAAAACAUGAAAUGCUGAAAUUGAGAAACAUGACACCAUUGUGGAAUGAUGGAAGACUGACAAGCAAGUCCUGGUACUACGCCAUAUGGUUUCAGGGGAAUUGGAUACAAGACACACACAUUGAUGUCAUAUUAUACUACCUGCGGGUCAAAGCACAAGAGUACUCUCUGAAGAAGAAGUUCACAACAACAGAUUGCUAUUUUACAGCACUGUUGAAACAACACCAUGAUCUCAUUGUGAGGAAAGAAAGCACACUUGAAGAGUCUAUACACAACAAAAGUGUCGUGGGAUCAAUACUUGGGACAAAUGUGCCUUACGGGCUACCAUGGGCAGAAUGUGAGCAUGUGUACAUGCCAAUGAAUAUUGGGCAUCACUGGGUUCUACUUGUGCUUGAUGUGGGCGAGAAGCGUAUUAGGAUUUAUGACUCCAAUAACCGGCUUAAAACCCCAAGCAGACAAUUGAGUCAGUUCUUACCAUGUUUGGAAAAUCAUUUAGGACAUCUAAUGGAUUGGUGCAGGGUGUACGAAGAGCGUGGUGAACAGCCAAUUGGAGAAGGAAAAGUGGGAUGGGUUAUGGAAUCCAGUCCACAACAAAAUGACGGG